This is a messenger RNA of Purpureocillium lilacinum, 1677 nucleotides long. Lineage: Eukaryota; Fungi; Ascomycota; Sordariomycetes; Hypocreales; Ophiocordycipitaceae. The record is from RefSeq and is a predicted model, not a curated record.
AUGGCGACUUUUGCAGAAAUUUACCUUUCCCCAGCGUUUCUCAUCUAUCCUCCCUUGCUGUUCAUAGUCGGAAAUAUCGUUGUCUUCAUCCUCAACACACUCCGUCCGAAAGCCUUCCCCCCCGGGCCGCGAGGGCUUCCUGGGCUUGGCAACCUGCUUCAGGUCGAUAGGGCCUUUCCGUUUCUCACUUACGGCAUCUGGGCCAAAAGCUAUGGCAGCGACACUCCACUGGGGGUGAAGAAGGGCGCCAGCAACGUUGUCGUAUUGAACAGUGGUCGUGCGGUCCGCGAACUUUUCGAAAAGCGUGGGGCUGUUUACAGUGACCGCCCCUGGCAGUUCAUGAAUAACACAUGGGUCUUCAAAGAUGACCUGAGAGCUGCCAUUUUCCAGAACAACUCCACUUGGCUCACCCGCUGGCGCAGGGAAUUUAACAACAGUUUCGGCACGACCGCCAUCACAAGGCUCCGUCCGGCCUACGAGGCCGAGUCGGCCAGGCUUCUUGUCAAGUUGCUGGAGUCCCCAGUCGCGAGGACGGUGGACUUGGAAGCCAUCCUCGUAUGCUGGAUGAUGAGUGUGCCAUGUUUGGGCGUGUGUGGCAGGCGUCCAGACUCUAUGGGUGACCACGGCUUCGAGAUCAAGCAGUUCCGGCGUUGUAGUGACGAGUACGCCGCCCUGGUCGCACCCAAUGCCGGCGACUUGUUCCCUUUCUUGCGCUACCUUCCCGAGUUCUUCGGCAUGGCCGAGUGGAAGGAAAGGGCUCGAGCGGUCAGGGCAGGAGUCCUUGAGACCGGCGCUCAGUUUCUGAGUACCGCCAAGGAACAGCGCGCGGCUCUAGAUGCGGGCAAGCCGAUUGCAUGGGAGAGCGUGCUGGCAAAGAUGCUGAGGGAGCAGCGUGAAAAGAAAGAUGACAUUUUCACAGUGACAGACCUUGGCAACACCGCAUUCCACAUAGUGUCAGCCGCUACAAAUACGUCGCUAGCGGUGUUCUCGAUCAUGCUGAUGAUCCUGGCAAAGUACCCAGAGCUUCAGCAACGAGUCAGGAAUGAGGUACUUGAGGUUUCAGGAGGCGCGGUGCCCAAGGCUACCGAUGUGCCGAACUUGAAGUAUACGGAGGCCUUUUGGAACGAGGCCCACCGAUGGCGUCCUGUUGCCCCGCAAGCUGUCGCCCACGCCCCAUCCCAGGACGACGUUUACAACGGCUAUCGCAUCCCCAAGGGCACUGCCGUGCUCAUGAACGUCUGGCAUAUCCACCACUCCGAGGAAGACUACGACGAUCCCGACGAGUUCAUCCCGGAGCGUUUCCUACAGCACCCGUUCGGAAUGCGGCAGGACGAGGCGCACGACCCGGCUCACUUGGAGGCGGCGAGGUCGCGGGUCACCUACGACUUUGGCGCUGGGAGGAGAAUAUGCCCCGGGAUGCAUUCGGCGAAGCAAAAUUUGCUCCUUGGUCUGGCUAAGGUUCUCUGGGCAUUUGACGUUCUGCCGCCCGAGGGGAAGGAGAUUGACCUGAGCCUGGAGACUGGCUUCAUCCAGGAAAUCGCCUUGCACCCCAAGGAUUUUGAUGUCGUCCUGAAACUGAGGGACGGGCGCUCCAAGGAGGAUAUCAUGAACCACUACUCUGAGACCUAUGAGAUCGAGGCAGAGAUGAUGGGCUGGGAGGGGGGCCUGUACAAGUAG